Messenger RNA from Mesoplodon densirostris (Blainville's beaked whale), 936 nucleotides. RefSeq names its product heparan sulfate-glucosamine 3-sulfotransferase 1 (gene HS3ST1). NCBI's taxonomy places the organism in Eukaryota, Metazoa, Chordata, Mammalia, Artiodactyla, Ziphiidae. The record is from RefSeq and is a predicted model, not a curated record. Bases 1 to 936 code for a protein of 311 amino acids. Gene Ontology annotation, molecular function: [heparan sulfate]-glucosamine 3-sulfotransferase activity. The transcript has a single exon.
AUGGCCACGCUGCUCCUGGGCGCGGUGAUGCUGGUGGUCCAGCUCCAGCUAGUGCCUUCCCGCCCCGCCAUGCCCGGGGCCGAGCUGGGCCAGCCGGAGCUUGUGAGGAAAGCGGCGACGUUGCAGGACGAGAUCCGGGAAGGCGCGGCCCCCAACGGCUCCGCCCAGCAGCUGCCGCAGACCAUCAUCAUCGGUGUGCGCAAGGGCGGCACACGUGCGCUGCUAGAGAUGCUCAGCCUGCAUCCCGACGUGGCGGCCGCCGAAAACGAGGUGCACUUCUUCGAUUGGGAGGAGCAUUACAGCCAAGGCCUGGGCUGGUACCUCAGCCAGAUGCCCUUCUCCUCCCCGCACCAGCUCACGGUGGAAAAGACCCCCGCGUACUUCACGUCACCCAAAGUGCCUGAGCGGGUCCACAGCAUGAACCCGUCCAUCCGGCUGCUGCUCAUCCUGCGGGACCCGUCAGAGCGCGUGCUGUCCGACUACACCCAAGUGUUCUACAACCACAUGCAGAAGCACAAGCCCUACCCGUCCAUCGAGGAGUUCCUUGUGCGUGAUGGCCGGCUCAACGUGGACUACAAGGCUCUCAACCGCAGCCUGUACCACGUGCACAUGCAGAACUGGCUUCGCUUCUUCUCGCUGCACCGCAUCCACAUCGUGGACGGCGACCGCCUCAUCAGGGACCCCUUCCCCGAGAUCCAAAAGGUCGAGAGGUUCCUGAGGCUGUCACCGCAGAUCAAUGCCUCGAACUUCUACUUUAACAAAACCAAGGGCUUUUACUGCCUGCGGGACAGCGGCCGGGACCGCUGCUUACACGAGUCCAAAGGCCGGGCGCACCCCCAAGUCGACCCCAAGCUCCUCAAUAAACUGCAUGAAUAUUUUCACGAGCCAAAUAAGAAAUUCUUCGAGCUUGUCGGCAGAACAUUUGACUGGCACUGA